AUGAAGAAGAAAGACGGGGUCUUCCUCAUGGACGCCCCACUUAUGCCUUCUGGUCUGUUCGGCGGCGCCAUCAAUUCCGUCAUCGACAGAUACCAGGAGAUUCGUAAACAGGCGGCGGCGUUCCAGUGGUUUCUUCCUCGCUGUUCUCUAGCUCUGGGGGCUGCUGGGCGGGAGCAGCCCUGGCCAUGCACCAGCUCCUCAUACAGGGAGGUUCAAAAGAAGUUCCUGAGGGAGCCUGACCAACAGAAGCUUAACUGCACAGAGCUACAUCCACAGAGCUGCCCUGUGGAGAAGGCGGACCAACUGUUUGUAUGCUAUGGUCCCCAUAAUAGGGGUCUCCCUACUAUGAAGCAGACCCUCAGUCGGUGGAUAGUUGAUGCCAGUACUAUUGCCUACGAGUCCUCUGAUCUCCCCUCUCCUUUGGGGAUCAAGGUUCAUUCGACCCGAGGUAUGGCUGCCUCCAAGGCCUUCUUAGCAGAGAGCCUGUACAGGCUGCGGCACCCUCGAUGCACGCCACAGAGCAGUGUGGAUGGAUUGGAAGACAUGGUGAGGAAGUGCAGGACACAAUUGCUCAUCCUGGUGAUUCAUGGAGGUCAUAUCUUGGAUUCCGGAGGUGGCGACCCUGGAGGAAAGGCAGGUGAUGCUGCCACUCUGGCGUCCGUGUUGGAGCGUGUGGCGCGGGCGCACUUCCAGGCAGCAGCAGACAGCAUGCUGGUCAGACUGGUGCCCUGCCCGCCCGUGUGUGCUGAUGCCUUCUCUUUGGUCUCAAAUUUGAAUCCAUACAGCUAUGAUGAAACCUGCGUGUCCAGCAGUGUGGAUCAUUUGCCACUGGCUUCCCUUCCCAUUCUGGCCAUCGCUGCCCCUCAUUACCAGAAUGCUGUAGCAGCGGUCGUUGCUCAGGCCAAUCAAGUUUACAAAAACUUCCUUCAGUCAACAGAAGGUGUGGGCUUCACAGGACAGGUGUGCCUGGUGGCAGAUUCUGUUGGUGGGGUUCUUUGUUUUGACGCCUUGUGUUUCAGUGCUGACAAGCAACACAAAAGUCCUGAGGGUGGCAGCAUGAACAACAGUACAGAGAGUCUGAAGGAAAAGCCAGGUGUGGUGAGAUUUCUGAGCCCCACUCUCCGAGGCAGCAAGCGCCUGAGUAAGAGCAACAUUGAUGUGUCAAUCCCAUGUGAUGCACUGUCUGGAGACCGCCAUCCACUCACCCGUAUGCAAAGUGACUUGUGUGAUGCAGAUGUGGCCAGUGGUCAGCGUGAGAUCUUUAUCGGCAGUCUGUUGCAGGAUGACCAGUGUGGCUCCAGACAGGCUCUCAAUCCAGGCUGCUUCGAGUUUGAAGUGUCAGACUGCUUUCUGCUGGGAUGCCCACUGGGGCUGGUGCUAGCGAUGAGGAGAACUGUUUUACCUGUCAUUGAUGUGGCUCAGCUUCAGCCAGCUUGUUCUCAGAUUUUUAAUCUGUUCUACCCAUCGGACCCUUCUGCCUCACGACUGGAACCUUUACUGCAUCCUAUUUUCACCCAACUGCCCCCCUUUCCUGUUCCCCGUUACCAGCGGUACCCUCUGGGUGAUGGGCGCUCCAAUCUCAUGGUGGACACCGUGCUCAGACACUUCUUAGAUAGCAGUGUUUCUGUAGAUGGACCCCCAGAGCAGUGCUGUGGAGGAAGUGUGUCUCGCAGGGGCAGCGAUCGAGUUGUUCCACUUGGCCCUGCCCACUCUGGCACUGAUGCUGAGGGGUCUGAAACUGCCCCUAGCGAGCCUGUUAGCAUCUCACACAUAUGUAGCAGGUGGUGGGGGUUGAAGCGGUUAGAUUAUGUGCUGUACAGUCCAGAUGUGCUCACCACAUUUCCCACUAUAGCACUACCUCACCUUUUCCACGCAUCAUACUGGAAGUCCACGGAUGCUGUGGCUUUUAUUCUUAGACAGGUAAUGCAAUGCGACUGUCUGAAGGGUGGGGAAGGUGAUUGUUCAGACGCUAUUCCCAUCUCUCCAUCCAGCCCCCGAGAGAAAUGGCUUCGCAGACGGACACAGGUCAAACUACGGAAUGUAACGGCGAAUCACAGAGUUCAUGAUGUCAUUGUGACAGAAGAUGGCCCGCAGACACUGGUGGGGCGGUUUAUGUAUGGCCCUCUUGACAUGGUGACCCUAACGGGAGAGAAGGUGGAUGUGUUUUUAAAGACACAGCCUGCCUCUGGCCGUUGGGUGCUGUUCGACACUGUGGUGACCAGCAGCAGUGGACGGGUGUCCUACACCAUGCCUGAUAAUAAAAGACUCGGAGUGGGUGUCUACCCCAUUAAAAUGGUGGUCAAAGGUGAUCAGACAAGUGCAGAGGCAUUCCUCACAGUGUUGCCACGGGGAAUGGAGUGUGUGGUGUUUAGUAUUGAUGGCUCUUUUGCUGCCAGUGUCUCCCUUAUGGGCAAUGAUCCCAAAGUCCGCCCUGGAGCUGUGGAUGUGGUCAGACACUGGCAGGAUCUUGGGUAUCUGAUCAUCUACAUUACUGGCCGUCCUGACAUGCAGAAGCAGAGGGUGGUGUCUUGGCUCUCUCAGCACAACUUCCCUCAGGGCAUGGUCUUCUUCGCAGAAGGACUCGUCCAUGACCCCUUGCGUCAGAAAACAAUUUUUCUGAAGAGUCUAGUAAAAGAGUGUCACAUUAAUAUCAGUGCAGCGUAUGGAUCUAUGAAGGACAUGUCUGUGUACAGCACAUUGGGACUGGCACUUAAUCAGAUAUACAUUGUAGGCAGGCCAUCCAAGAAACAUCAGCAUCAGUGCCAGUUUCUGAGUGAAGGCUAUGCAGCUCACCUCUCCAUUCUUGAGUUUGAGCAUGGCUCACGCUCCAAAAAAAACCGAAUGGUGCUUCGUCAGGGAUCUUUUGGCCUUUCCUCCAAAACAGACUUCCUAUCUCCAUCCCCGGACUUCCUAUCCUGCAAGCGCACUCCGCUGCUGCGUCGAGCCAUGUCUGUUCAGCAGCCAUCACCGCCUUCAUCAUCUGUCUCCACCCCCAAACCUGAGCGUGCUCAGAGCCAGCCUGAAUCUCAUAAAGAUGGACCAGAGAUUCGCAUCCAGACCGAUGAUCAAGAUGAAGAGGAGGAAGAGGAGGGGAGAAUACAGGAUGUUGUACUGUAAAGGAACUCCAUGAGUUGUAGG
Sinocyclocheilus grahami is the source of this 3138-nucleotide messenger RNA. RefSeq names its product PITP-less RdgB-like protein (gene plrdgb). Bases 1 to 3117 code for a protein of 1038 amino acids. NCBI's taxonomy places the organism in Eukaryota, Metazoa, Chordata, Actinopteri, Cypriniformes, Cyprinidae. The transcript has 19 exons. Gene Ontology annotation, biological process: phospholipid transport. Gene Ontology annotation, molecular function: phosphatidylinositol transfer activity; phosphatidylcholine intramembrane carrier activity; phosphatidylcholine binding. The record is from RefSeq and is a predicted model, not a curated record. Gene Ontology annotation, cellular component: cytoplasm.